Messenger RNA from Macrosiphum euphorbiae (potato aphid), 291 nucleotides. The record is from the annotation of a GenBank genome assembly. NCBI's taxonomy places the organism in Eukaryota, Metazoa, Arthropoda, Insecta, Hemiptera, Aphididae.
AUGCAGCUAGUCACACAUAAAGAUUGUCUCACACAGAUUGCUGCUCUCAGGCCUGUGUCAGUGUUGAGGAUAUUGCCACCACGGUCGAUCGAAGUCGUCGACGCCGUUGAAGAGUCGUUGGUCGGACUCGAUAAACCGGAGGCCGUGUCAGCCGAUGACGACAAAGCAGACCGGCUACAAGGAGCGGCGGUGCCCAAACGCACCAGGCGCAGGCAUGCGGACUUCAGAAGCCGGCUUUUUAAAGUUGGCCAUAGGUGGUGCUGUUGGUGUGGUGCACCGACAGCGGGUUAA